This is a messenger RNA of Aaosphaeria arxii CBS 175.79, 1707 nucleotides long. RefSeq lists its product as uncharacterized. Bases 1 to 1707 code for a protein of 568 amino acids. NCBI's taxonomy places the organism in Eukaryota, Fungi, Ascomycota, Dothideomycetes, Pleosporales. The record is from RefSeq and is a predicted model, not a curated record. Gene Ontology annotation, cellular component: membrane. Gene Ontology annotation, molecular function: amino acid transmembrane transporter activity. The transcript has 6 exons. Gene Ontology annotation, biological process: amino acid transmembrane transport.
AUGGCGUCUACUACUGGUGCCAAUUACUCCUCCUCGGAGAUCUUUCGAGGAGAGAAAGGCGUGGCUAGAGAGACUGGACCAAGUGAUAACAAAGCUCCCUUUGAGUACGAUGUCGAAAAUCGCCGUGGAUCCGAAACUGCGAGUGUGAAGAUUGUUUACGACUCGACCCAUCGUAAGCUUAAGCCUCGCCAUAUUCAGCUUAUUGGCAUUGGCGGAACUAUUGGUACUGCCCUCUAUGUGCAAAUCGGAAAGGGUUUGAUGAACGGCGGUCCUGCGUCUCUGUUCCUUGCAUUCACAAUUUGGUGCACUUUCAUCCUUGCCGUGACGUUAAGCAUAGCUGAAAUGGUCACAUUUCUUCCCAUUUCAUCUCCUUUCAUUCGAUUUGCAGGUCGGUUUGUGGAUGAUGCUCUAGGAGUUGCCGCUGGUUGGAACUUCUUUGUCUUUGAGGCUGCUCUUGUUCCUUUCGAGAUCGUGGCUUGCAAUGUCAUCAUUCACUUCUGGAGUGAUAUUGUGCCGACAGGUGCGAUUAUCGCUCUAAUCAUUUUCCUCUAUGCUUUGAUCAACAUCUUGGCCGUCAAAUGGUACGGAGAGACUGAGUUCUGGGCCGCGAUUGGAAAAGUGCUCCUCAUCAUCGGGCUCAUCAUCUUCACAUUCAUUUCCAUGCUGGGAGGAAAUCCCCUGAAAGACCGGUAUGGUUUCCGCUAUUGGAAGAAUCCAGGAGCCUUUGCGCCGCUCUAUUACGAAGGCAAUCUUGGGAAAUUCUUAGGAUUCUUGCAGUGCCUCAUCCAGGCCUCCUUCACCAUCGCCGGACCCGACUACGUUUCCAUGGCGGCCGGAGAGACCGAAAAUCCUCGAAAAGUGCUACCCAGAGCAUACAACGCAGUUUUCUACCGUCUCACAGCCUUCUUCGUCCUCGGCAGUUUGUGCGUAGGCAUCAACACACCUUACAACGACCCAGAAAUGACCACGGCCUUCAAAACCAACCAACCUGGAGCCGCCGCCUCCCCCUACGUCGUCGCCAUGAACCGCCUCAAGAUCGACGGCCUCCCACACGUCGUCAACGCCAUGGUCCUGGGCGCCGCCUUCUCCGCCGGAAACUCCUAUGUCUACUGCGCCUCGCGCUCCCUCUACGGCCUCGCCCUCGAAGGCAAAGCGCCCCGCGUCCUCACAAAAUGCACCAAGCACGGCGUGCCCAUCUACUGCGUCGGCAUCGUGCUCGCGAUCGCGCUCCUCUCGUUCCUCCAGCUCGGCCAGAACUCCGCCGUCGUCCUCCAGUGGUUCGUCAACCUCGUCACCGCGAGCCAGCUCAUCAACUACUGCGUCUGCUGCUUCACCUUCCUCCAGUUCUACAAGGCGCUCAAGGCCCAGGGCAUCGAUCGCAACACGCUGCCCUACAAGGGAAUCCUCCAGCCGUAUGCCGCUUGGUACGGUCUCGUCGGCACAUUCGUCAUGGCGUUCGUGGGCGGGUACACUGUGUUCCUCAAGGGGAACUGGGAUAUCCCUUCUUUCCUGUUCUCGUACAUGUCAAUCUUCUGCUUCCCCCUCCUCUUCCUCGGCUGGAAGUUCAUCAAGAAAACCAAGUGGCGCAAGCCAGAGGAGGUCGACCUCGUGCAGGAUCUCGAGGAGAUUGAGGAGUACACGCGGAACUUCGUCCCCGCGCCUGAUAAGAACUGGGCUGAUAAGUACUUCAAUAAGAUAUUCAGCUGA